Messenger RNA from Podarcis muralis (Common wall lizard), 1639 nucleotides. RefSeq lists its product as uncharacterized. The record is from RefSeq and is a predicted model, not a curated record. Gene Ontology annotation, biological process: regulation of DNA-templated transcription. NCBI's taxonomy places the organism in Eukaryota, Metazoa, Chordata, Lepidosauria, Squamata, Lacertidae.
CGGGCGGCAAGGCUGCCUCCUCCUCCUCCUCCUCGCGUUGCAAACGCGCUCCAGGACCGCGGAGCCUUUGCAGACGCGUCACUUUUGCAGAAACCAAACACCCAGCAGUUCCUUGGUCGAAACCGUGGGAGGAGACAUUUGGCCCCGUGUAUUUUUCUGGAUGGUGGUGACUCUUGAGCCCAACAGUGGUGGGACUUCACCAGGGAGCCGUUUUGGACCAGAACCAAAGAGCCCUGCGCUGGGGUUGUUGUCAUGCAGAACAACUUUGCAACGAUGGCCUUGCUGGGGUUGCCUGCUGACGAGCCAGAGCUGAUCUGCAAGAUUGAGUCUGAGGAAGAGCAGUGGAUCCCAAGCGAGCAAGUCGCGAGAGGGAGGCGGAUCCUGCCUGGAAGCAAAUUAGCCACCGAAACGCCCGAGCCAGCCAUCGCCCCCUACAGGCAGUAUCGCGGCACCACAUGGACCUACCCCGAGAUCAUAGACCUGCUGGUCAUUUGGCGCGAGCGGGAGAUCCAGCAGGAGCUGCAGCGGAGCCACCGGAACAUCGAGACUUUCCAAGUGGUGGCCGGCAAGAUGGCACAGAGAGGCCACAAGCGCUCUGCCCUGGAGUGCCGCUCCAAAAUCAAGACUCUGAAGAGGGACUACCGGAUAGCCAAGGCCAACAACUCCCCGGGGAAAGGACAUUUGGCCUGGCUCUUCUACGACCAGCUCGAUCACCUAUUGGCCAACGAGGCGGACGUCCCGCCCCCGGAGGUGCUGCCCGUCUUGAGCCGCCGCGGGGCGUCUGUCGCCGACUCGAUGUCUCAGUGCUCCACCGAGGAGGAAGCUGCGGCAGAGGGGGCUAGAGCGGGCAGCCAGGAGACGUUGGCUCUAAGGACGCGGUUGCCCCCCCAGGUCCCCAGCCUGGGGGGCGGCUUCCCUGUACCGUACAUAAAGGAGGAAGCCCCCGACGAAAUGCCUGUGAUGUCUCCCACGGGAACAGCAGAAGGCAGCAGUCCAGCUCCACCUCUGCUGUCUACUCCCUGCGAUAAACCGGGCAGCUCUGCCUCAACAGUAGACGGGGCCAUAACCCCCUCCCCAAGUCCCUUGCCUGACCCCGCCAGGUCGUACGCCGCAGAGCGCCUCGCCAACAUCCGGAAGCGGAAGAGGAAAAACAGGCAGGAUCUGGCGCUGGAAAUCACCCACGCGGCCGACAGAAGGGUGCAGGCGGCCACCGACCGGAUCCUGGCGGCCCUGGGCGAGUACACGAAGGCCGAUCUGGAGGAGCGGGAGCGGGACCGCGUGGACACUGAGCAGAUCAUUGCGCUCAUGAACCGCCAGACGGAACUGCUAGAGUCACUUGUGCGGAAGCAGGCAGAGGCACAGGCUCCCCCGGCCCCGGCCUUAACCCGGCAGGCCCGUUUACCCCGGCAUGGGCAGCCCGGUCACGCGGCAGACGCUUCUCCCUUGCGCUUGGGGUCCACCAGGCGGUCCAUGGCGAGGGCGAGGUACCGGAGGUGACUCCCGAGACGGCUGUGGCGGCGGUGUGGCUGUGGCGACGCUCUUUGGCUGUAGUUCCGCUAGCGUGCGGGACAUCCGGGCUGCGUUUGUAACGGGUUGUAGUUUUCUUUUUCAGGAAUUCAAAAAACCUUUUUGCAAUUAA